CUCUCCUACCUUGAAAGUGUACGGUUCUUAAAAAGCUUCUUUGUGCUUGCUGCCUUCCUUCUUAGCUGUCUUUACUCAAGCGCGGAUCCUCAGGUUAUUCUUUCGUGGGGAAUCCAAGACCUCCAUUCACACAACGCAGAAUCUCCCACCGGUAACAUGAACAACUCCUCAAGUUACACACGAUUUCAUGGUUCACGGUGGUCCGUACUUUUUGUUAUUUAAACUAAUAGCUGCAUAACCCAUGGACGUUUCCUUUGGGAUGACUUCCUAGAACUACAAUUACAGUUUUUCAAAUCUCUUCCCUAAAUGUCCAAACGUGUCCCUGGAGAAGCCGAUACCGCAAGGAAUUCUGGGGAACGUAGUUCUGGUUUGGGGCAAGCAAGACCUCGGCGCUGAGUAGAAACACUUCUGGAGGAAGUGGCUGGGCGUGAGAAGGAGACGAGACGAUUUUCCGCAAAUGUCGCUCAUGUGCGCCUGCGCGGUGCACGGGGGCGUGACUUCAUGUUCCCACGCGAUUGGUCAGCCGUCUUCCAGGCACGCGCAGACAGCCCCCUCCCCCGCCCCGCCUUUCGCACGGUCCUCUGGGAGCUGUAGUUCAGACUCCUGCCCUAACACGGCCGCGGGUCGUCGGCUCGGACAUCUGAGGCCGUCCCGGCCUUCGGCUCUGGGCUCGGAGGAUGGAUCCAGGACCCGGGACCGACACGGCGCCGCUGGCUGGCCUGGUCUGGUCGUCGGCUUCGGCGCCUCCGCCACGGGGAUUCAGUGCGAUCUCCUGCACCGUGGAGGGGACGCCCGCCAACUUCGGCAAGAGCUUCGCGCAGAAGUCUGGCUACUUUCUGUGCUUCAAUUCUUUGGGCAGCCUAGAGAGGCCUCUGUGUCCAAGAAGAAACGCAUGUGUAUGAAGCUGGUGCCCCUGGGGGCUGCAGACACAGCUGUGUUUGAUGUCCGGCUGAGUGGGAAGACCAAGACGGUGCCUGGAUACCUGCGAGUAGGGGACAUGGGAGGCUUUGCCAUUUGGUGCAAGAAGGCCAAGGCCCCCAGGCCGGUGCCCAAGCCCCGAGCUCUCAGCCGGGACAUGCGGGGCCUCUCCCUGGACCCACCUGCCCAGCCCAGCAAGGGCGGCUUUCCAGAGCGGACCCUGUCCCGGGUGGGCUCUCGGGCAUCUACUCUGCGGAGGAGCGACUCCAUCUAUGAGGCCUCCAACCUCUACGGCAUCUCAGCCAUGGAUGGUGUUCCUUUCACACUGCACCCGCGAUUUGAGGGCAAGAGCUGUGGCCCCCUGGCCUUCUCUGCCUUUGCCGAUCUGACCAUCAAGUCACUGGCGGAUAUUGAGGAGGAGUAUAACUACGGCUUUGUGGUGGAGAAGACUGCGGCUGCGCGCCUGCCCCCCAGCGUCUCGUAGCCCUUCGUCAGCCCCAGGGAAGAGCCCCCCCUGCCGGACACCCGGGACUGGCAGCCACCCCGCCCCACAGCAUCUUGGGAAUCUUGGUGGCGCAGGGCAUUUUAGACCCUCCGCCACGCAGUGGAGCGACAGCCCUGGAGAAGGGGGCAGGACCAGUCGGCUCGGUGAUGGGGUCUCUCGCCCCCUGGGCCCUGCAGGGCAGGGGUGGGGGCUGGACGGAAACCAGUGCCUUCAAGUCAUUUGUGUCAAAACUCUCCGGUGCCUGGAGGCCACGCGGGCGCCCUCCUGGCAAUAAACACCGCCCUGCGCUCGCCGUCUGGAGUCCUGAUCCCGGCCGCCGGUCCUCUGUGGUUCAAGGUGUUCACCACGCACGCGCGGCACGAGCCAGGGGGCGGAGGUGGCCCCAGUGCAGGACAUCUAAGGCGGCGCUGCCACCACUCGCCUUCUACAGAGGGGGAAUCAGGCUCCGCGAGUGCCUGAGCCGGGAACGUAGGUCACAGAGAAGACCUGGUCCGCCCCUCCAGCAUUGCGCAAAACGCGAAUAAUCGUUUCAGUCACAUUGAUAUUGCGGGGACCCCAGCCCCAACACCUGAUGCGCAGCGUCUCUUUCAGUCUUCCCGCACCCCGGUGGGAAGCCCCGGUUUUGUCGCGUUUUACGGAGCGGGAAACUGAGGCAGGGGCCGCUAAGGUCACAGCUGGGAUCUGAACCCAGGGCCUGCUGUCUGAACUUUCGAGCUGUUCUACGUGUCUCUUUUCCUCUGCCGGGUGACGGGUACGUUCCGUCCAUUCUCAUUAUUGGCGGUAAUUAGGUCCCUUAAUGUCACAGCGAAAACUGAGUUAGGGAGUACCGGAUCCCAUGGGGGGUUCCUACCAGCCUUUGGUCACAUUUUUGUCAAGCAAUCGGUACCGGGCCUUGUGUGUGUGUUUCAAGACCCCGUGUUUAAUACAUACUGCUGAUUAGUUAAUGUUGAA
Felis catus (domestic cat) is the source of this 2374-nucleotide messenger RNA. RefSeq names its product multivesicular body subunit 12A (gene MVB12A). Gene Ontology annotation, biological process: regulation of epidermal growth factor receptor signaling pathway; viral budding; virus maturation. Lineage: Eukaryota; Metazoa; Chordata; Mammalia; Carnivora; Felidae. The transcript is spliced from 8 exons. The coding region runs from base 458 to 1402 and encodes 314 amino acids. Gene Ontology annotation, cellular component: ESCRT I complex; cytosol. The record is from RefSeq and is a predicted model, not a curated record.